Messenger RNA from Carassius gibelio (silver crucian carp), 1889 nucleotides. Its product is annotated as polymeric immunoglobulin receptor. Bases 32 to 1054 code for a protein of 340 amino acids. Lineage: Eukaryota; Metazoa; Chordata; Actinopteri; Cypriniformes; Cyprinidae. Gene Ontology annotation, molecular function: transmembrane signaling receptor activity. The transcript is spliced from 8 exons. Gene Ontology annotation, cellular component: plasma membrane. The record is from RefSeq and is a predicted model, not a curated record.
UCCCACUAAACAUCUUCACAAUGACACAGCCAUGGAUCUGAACUGUCUUCUCUUCAUCUUCAGCUUCUUCAGACUCUCAGGAGCACAGGGCAUCACUACAGUCAGCCAGAUAUCUGCUCGGAGAGGACAGUCUGUCAUAAUUCCUUGUUUAUAUAAUCAUACAUAUGCAUUUUCAUACAAAUACUUGAGCGUUGGAGACUAUUGGCUAUCAAGUGUCCAGACAUAUCAUUACAAAAUCUCAGAUGACACGAAAGGUCACAUCUUCACCGUCCACAUGGAUGAUGUCCAGGAGCCUGGCUAUUACUGGUGUACCAUUCAUAUUCCUUUAGCUUUUGAUAUAUAUGUAGGGUUUUUCUUGGACAUCACACCAGACUCUCCAAGACUUUAUGUGAACUCUCAGAUUGUGACUGGAUCUGAGAAUGGCAGCGUUACCAUCACCUGCUACCAUCAGGGUGCACAAUAUGGUGUAAAAUGGUGUAAGUUUGGAGAUCAGUGCAUUACAGGAGCAUCUGGGACGUUAGCUGGAGCCUCGGUUAAGAUCAUACAUGGUCUGAGAAACACGACUGUACGCAUGAGCCAGCUAAAGAAGGAGAACACAGGAUGGUACUGGUGCACGACAGAAGAUCUGCAGAUGCCUGUUCAUAUCACUGUCCAUCAGAAGGAGAGCAGUAUGACUCCAACUACAGCAGAGCCUGGUCAGUUCUCACCUAGCACUCGCAAAAGGACAGCUAUUUUCUUUCUGUUGCCUGUGAUUUUGGAAAUUCUCCUGCUCACAUUCAUUUACUUGGCACUGAAACUGGCUAGGUUUUGCAAAAGAAGAUUCUUGCAGUCUGUGAAUGAAGCAGAGGGAGGUCCUUAUGUGACUAUGCACAGGGAACAGUCAUUGCGUUCAAAUGGCUGUUCUGCUGCUGAAGGAGUGUAUGAAAAUAUGGCUGAACUCAGUGAGAUACCUGCUUCCAGUCAUAAAUCCACCGGCCUGGCUGUGGUCAAAAAAACUGAUUCCUUAAAUGCUUCUCAGCAAGAACCAGAUUAUGUGAACAUUAUGAAGACGUGACUGUGAGUCUGGAUCAACUGUUUAAUAUCAGUUCCUUUAUAAUCUUCCUUGGGCCAUAAAUCCAAUUGUUAGAGCACACAAGACUAUUCCAUAUCUAUUGAGAGAUUAUUCAAAGCUGUAUUUAUUUAACAAAAUAUCCUGGUGAAUUAUUUCUAAUUUCUAAUACACUGCUGCUCUCAGGUUUGUGCUCGGUAAGAUUUUUAAUGUUUCCCAAAGAAGUCUCUUCUGUUCAUCAAGGCUGCAUUUAUUUGAUCAAAAUACAGUAAAACAGUGAAAUAUUACUCCAGUGUAAAUCAUCUGUUUUCUGUGAAUCUGUGUUAAAGUGUAAUGUAUUUCUGUGAUGCUCCGCUGUAUUUUCAGCAUCAUUCCUCCAGUCUUCAGUGUCACAUGAUCUUCAGAAAUCAGAAUAAUAUGAUGAUUUACUGCUCAAGAAACAUUUCUGAUUAUUAUCAAUGUUGAACACAGUUGUGCUGCUCAAUAUUUCUCUGGAAACUGUGAUGCAUUUUAUUUUUCAGGAUUCACAGAUGAACAGAAAGUUCAGAAGAACAGCUUUUAUCUGAAAUAGAAAUCUACUGUAACAUUAUAACUGUCUUUACUGUCACUUCUGAUCAGUUAAAUGCAUCCCUGAUGAUUAUUAAUUUCUUAAAAAUAAAUGAAUAAAUCUCCAAAUGUUUGAGCAGUAGUGAACAUCCUAAAGGUCUUAUAGAAGGCAGUGCACACAAUAUGAAUUGUAUGAACAAUGUGAUUGUGUGAUUGAUUGCUGUAGUCAGGAUGGAAAUGAUAACUAUAGUCUAUAUUAAUGUUUGAUUUCUGACUCUCAUCAGUGGCAGCAUCA